GCCCCCUGCUGGCUGUCUCUAGGCGAUGGUGCGGCUAAGAUGGACGCUGUGUGAUGGUGGUCCCCGACACGGUGACACUGUGCUCCCACACCUGCUAAUCGCCGCCACGCUGGGACAUGGAGGGACUGAGCACUGCCCGCCCCCGGUAGAGGAGAAGCUGUAAGGGGAGAGCCAGCGGUAACAAUACGGAGCCAUAGUAAGAGCUGAGCACCAUGGCUGGGAUUAUAAAGAAACAGAUCCUGAAACAUCUCUCCAGAUUUACUAAAAACCUGUCUCCAGACAAAAUAAAUCUAAGUACCCUUAAAGGAGAAGGUCAACUGACAAACUUGGAGCUUGAUGAAGAUGUCCUCCAGAACAUGCUGGACCUGCCCACAUGGCUUGCCAUCAACAAGGUUUUCUGUAACAAAGCUUCCAUUCGGAUUCCUUGGACAAAGCUGAAGACACAUCCAAUAUCCCUGUCCCUGGACAAAGUGAUAAUGGAGAUGAGCACAUGUGAGGAACCGCGGAGUGGAAAUGGUCCUUCACCCCUCGUCACAGCCUCAGGACAGAGUGAAUAUGGUUUUGCUGAGAAGGUAGUUGAAGGGAUCUCUCUCUCUGUCAAUUCCAUUAUAAUCCGUAUCCGAGCCAAGGCUUUCAAUGCUUCAUUUGAGCUGUCCCAGUUAAGAAUAUACAGUGUAAAUCCACAAUGGCAGCAUGGAGACCUGCGCUUUACUCGAAUACAAGAUCCGCAGCGUGGAGAGGUUUUGACAUUCAAAGAAAUAAACUGGCAGAUGAUCCGCAUAGAGGCGGAUGCCAUUCAGAGCAGUGAGCAUGAAAUAAUGAGCGCGCCUGUCCGAUUAAUUACUAAUCAGUCCAAAAUUAGAAUCACAUUAAAGAGGAGGCUCAAGGACUGCAAUGUGGUCGCCUCGAAGUUGAUUUUAAUGCUGGAUGAUCUAUUAUGGGUGCUGACAGACUCUCAGUUAAAGGCCAUGGUUCAGUAUGCAAAGUCUCUAAGCGAAGUGAUUGAAAAAUCCACAGAACAAAGGAAGAGCAUGGUAUCCGAUUCCACCCAGGGCUCCACUCCUCCUCCAAGCAUGCAGCAGGUAAAAACUCAGCAAUCUACUGCAACAACAGAACAAAAUCAUGCCAUUAUAAAGCUGUUCAGAGACUUUGAUGUCAAGGAAACCUCAUAUCAUUUGGUCAUCUCCCACUUGGAUCUGCACAUAUGUGACGACAUUCACUCAACAGAAAGAGCAUGUAACAGGAGGAUUACUGGAGGUGCCAUGCAAUUGUCUUUCAGCAUGCUUACAGUGGAUUACUAUCCUUAUCACCGAGCAGGAGACAGCUGUAGCCAUUGGAUGUAUUUUGGUGAUGCUACAAAAACAAGAUGUUCCUGGGCACAGGAAUUACUGCAGGAAUUCAAAUCCAACAUGGACUUGCUUAAACAAGCAGUUAAAGAUCAUAAUUUUGGAUCUCCUACAAAAUCUCCUACCCACUCUCAGCAGUACGGAACAGGUUCCGAAUCGAAUGUUAAAGGGCCACUUGUAACAGGUCCAGGAGAGCACCUCAAAUCCAAACUAAUGUCCAGUUCUUUUGUUGUCAGACUUGCUGACUUAAAUAUUUUUCAGGUUUCUACAGCUGAUUUGUGUCGUUCGUCCCCUAAAACAAUGAUUUCCUGCAAUAAGAAGAGCCUGUAUCUUCCACAGGAAAUGUCUGCAAUUCAUAUUGAAUUUACUGAAUAUUAUUUCCCAGAUGGAAAGAAUUUUCCUAUUCCAAGUUCCAACCUGUAUGUACAGCUAAAUGCCCUCCAGUUCACCUUAGACGAGCGAAGUAUUGUAUGGUUGAACCAAUUUAUACUGGAUUUGAGACAAAGUCUUGAUCAGUUUAUGGCCAUGUAUAAACUGACCGAUAGUUCCAAGUCUGAUGAGCAUGUUGAUAUCAGAGUAGAUGGACUAAUGUUGAAGUUCAUCAUACCAUCUCAGAAGAAGCUAGAAUGUCAUCAUGACCAACCUACAGCCAUCAGUGUCCAGACUGCUGAAAUGAUAGCUAGUAACACAAGGCAGUCCCCAAACUGCCGUCGCUCAGAUUUAGAAGCCAUAUUUCAAGACUUUAAAGAGUAUGAUUUUUUUUCUAAAACAUUCACUACUUUUCCACGAUCACGUGAAAGCUUUGAUCUUUUGCAUCCAAUAUUUCAGAGACAUGCUUUUGAGCAGGACACUCAAAUGCACGACAUCUACAAAGGCUAUGUGACUCCAAAACUGAACAGCAAUGCACUAAAAACCUCAGCUGCUAAAGACAUUUGGGCCGUACAUUUCACUCAGUUUUGGAUUGAUUAUGAAGGAAUAAAAAGUGGAAAAGGAAGACCAGUUGGGUUUGUCGAUGCAUUUCCAUUUUCUGUUUGGAUCUGCCAACCAGCACGUUUUUUACAAUCUCAGAAGCAGAUGCUAGCAGGCAAAGAGAAGUCCGGUGGCAUUUCUAAAAGUGAAUCAACCGACUUUGCUGGGAGAUUGCAGCGUAAGCAGCUGCUGAAACAAUAUUAUAGCACAGAGACAGAUAGUUUCAAUACUUCUUUGCAGAAAUCUCAGUCCCUAGACAGCAGCUUAGGAUCCCCUCGUACCCAAGAGUCUACUGAUGCUGACAUUCAUGUUCUAGCCCACAUGCAAAAACAUGUUAGCAUGCAAAUUAAUCACUACCAGUAUGUUUUUUUGCUCUUGUUGCAAGAAUCUUUAAAGGAAUUGAUGGACAAUGUUAAGAAAGAUGUGGAAGCUGUGACUGGAAAGCCAGCAGAAGAAACCAAGGUUUCGAUAGGUGUGCUGCUCAAAAGUGCUGAAGUUUCCAUGCUGCUACACCCACUUCCAGAGGAAAACCUACCCAAAACUCCCCCCUCAAAUGAAGAAAACCAUAUUGAAGACACUAAACCUACAUCGCCAUCAAAAGACUCAAACAGUGAUAAUCUAAUAAUCAAUUAUGUUGAUUUAACAAAAGUUAAUUUAAUCUCACUGGGUGAAAAUGUUCUUGAGAAACCAGAUCACAAGCAGAUAAUUUUAUCCAAUUCAGAUACUUUGAUUUCUAAAUCAUCCAGCGAUACUGAACUCCUGACAAGGAUUUCCAGUUUGGAAGCUACCUCUGAUAGAUCUUCAUUAAAGGAAGACACUAAUGGUCCCUCAUGCCAGCAGGCUAUCUCAGACAGUCUUAAAGAAAGCAGCCGUAUGAGCAGCGAUGACAGUAUUUCCUGUCCGUUCAGUCUUCUUGAAGAAAAUCACAUUAAUAGCCAGAAACUUGACAAAGGGUUAAAAGAUGAUCCCCUUCUCAAUCCACCAGAGCUGGAGAUUGAGAAGAAACCGGUAUCGCUUGAAGUAAGUGGAGCAUCUAAGGAACGUUUCCCAUCCAACCAGGCAUCUUUCUGUGUGUCUUACAAGAACAUGAAGAGAAGUCCAUCACAAUUCUCACUGGAUAAUAUCUCCAUUGAUAGCAAUUUGUUGGAUGAUCAGCUGACUGAGAGUGAUGGGAGUGACCAUCUAGAAGUUGGCCCAGAUGAUUUUUCCUCCCUGAACUAUCAGUCCACUGCAGAUAACGGCAGCGCAGAGUUGAAGAAUGAAGAUAACUAUGUGUCUUCACCAGAUGCGGUGAGCGCAGUGUAUGACAGCACCCGGGACACAAGACAAGAUCUGAUGUCUGUAGUAGUAUUCAAAAUACUUGGUGUGAAUUGUGGGAUCGAUAUCAGAGGAGAAGAUGCUAUCAUUUGCCUACUGGUUAAUCAAGUAGUUCCAAACCAGCUUGGGAAUGUUGGUGUUUGGCAAUACCUUAACAGCCGGAGCAUGAGCUCCGAAAAUAAAUUAAUGAUAGAUCAGAGAAAGUCAAGUCCAGAAAUCAGCUUGCGUCUGGAAACAGGUCCAAGUUGUAAAAAGUAUUCUCCACUAGCUGCUGAAAAUGGGUUUCUGCAAUGCCAGGUGACAAAUUUUAGCUCAGAAUUCCUCACGUCUACACUUGCCAACAUCCGCCAUUUUGUGGAAGAUGACUCUGUUGCAGAAGUGAUGCCUAUGAAAAUCCAAAUUCAGAAUACGAGGGUACAUUUAAAGGAUGACAGUCCUCGAAAUAAUAACACUGAUCCAGAGCCGGACCCCAUAAUUCUUAACAUUGAAAACCUUUUUGUAGAAAGAAGUGAUGACGGAUCUUUCAAUAUAAAAGGUUUAAUGGAUCCAAAUACUGAUGAUACAACCAAUCACAGAGACUCAAAUAGUAUUGUUCAAAUUAAACACAGCGACUCCAAAAUCAUAAAGGAGAAAAUCAAUGCUACUAAAUGCACACAGACACUUUGUGACAGCACUGGACUCCCAGAUGCCUCUGAAUUGUACAAUAGCACAGACUGGAGAACAGCAGCACUCACUAAGGCACAGCUCCUUGAAGAAAAUGAAUGUCUCAAACAAGAGUUGGCCAAAACAAAAAUGGCUCUUGCAGAGUCGCACAUGGAAAGAGACAGACUUCAGCAUCAGUUAAAGAAUAUAUCAUGUGAAAAGUAGUACACAGUAACCAUCGAUGAUGCACUGAACUUAAAAUGCCAGCAUAUAUUUUCUGGCAAUUUAUUUUAAUGACGUCCUUCAAUUCAGUUGAUUCGGUAUCAUGCGUUUGUGAAUCAAAAUAAGUUAUCAAGAGUCCAUCUAUUAUUUUACAGAGGAGAAAUCACCGUUUUAAUAAGAAGGACAAAUACAUGUAGCCUUUUUUUUUUUUUUUUAAAUAAAGGCUAUCAAUUGUUUAAUUUCAAUUAUUGAUACUUUCAAUGUGUGCUCCUCCAGCACUGAAUAGGUUAAGCCUAAAAGAUUGGAAAACAUUUUUUACAAAAAAAAGUGUUAAAUAAAUAAAUAAAUAAUAAAUUUAGGGGAAUUGUUUGUUUAUUUAAGAAAGUGUAUCAUCAAAUAUUAAUUUUCUUUAGACAAAUCUGUUUUACUA
Molecule: messenger RNA, 4926 nt
Organism: Pelobates fuscus (common spadefoot toad)
Lineage: Eukaryota; Metazoa; Chordata; Amphibia; Anura; Pelobatidae
Gene: BLTP3B
Product: bridge-like lipid transfer protein family member 3B
Exons: 21
Coding region: 213-4499 (1428 amino acids)
Source: RefSeq, a predicted model, not a curated record